This is a messenger RNA of Recurvomyces mirabilis, 999 nucleotides long. RefSeq lists its product as uncharacterized. Bases 1 to 999 code for a protein of 332 amino acids. The transcript is spliced from 2 exons. Lineage: Eukaryota; Fungi; Ascomycota; Dothideomycetes; Mycosphaerellales; Teratosphaeriaceae. The record is from RefSeq and is a predicted model, not a curated record.
AUGUCGAGCAUCGGCACCCUAGCACGAUCGACGAUUAGAGCCAGACUACUUCCUAUAUCCUUUGCCAACUCAAGACGCUUCGCAUCCACCCUCCCAUUGACCAUCAAACCAUCGAUAACAGAGCUCUCCGCCGGCAGGCUUGGCGAACGCAACCUUGAGAAGGCGAUCCGCAGCCUCCACGAAGAUGACCUAAUCGUUGUCUCCGAUGUCAUACCACAUGCACAUCUCGACCAGCUGAACGCCAAGAUGGUCUCUGAUGCCCGGACCUUACAAGCCAGAGGCAAAGAUAUGCCAUUCAAUUACAACGUCGGCAACAUUCAGCAGGAUCCACCACCAGUAAAAGAGUACUUCGAAUCGUCGAUCUUCCUCAAUCCCAUUGCAAGCCAGAUCACUACAAGCAUGCUAGGUCCAAAGCCCAAGUGGACCUUCUGUAGUGGCAACUCAGCUAUGCCUCCAGCAUCCGUUUCUCCACCUCAAAGGCAACCUGUUCACGCUGAUGCCGACUUUGCACAUCCGACCCAUCCUUUCGCACUGGUCGUCAACGUUCCCCUUAUCCAAUUCACGCCCGGGAACGGUAGUACCGAAGUUUGGCUGGGCACACAUACUGGAGAACUAUCUGGGCUGCAGAUCCAGGAAGGUGCUCAUGGCGAGCGAGCAAGUGGUCGGAUACAGAAGCCCCUGCUUGAGCAGAGACGGCGGGCUAGAGGUCCUAGCCAGCCGGUGAUAGAGAAGGGCAGUAUCGUCAUUCGUGACCUUCGGCUGUGGCACGCAGGAAUGCCGAAUACGACGCAGGACGUCCGAGUUAUGUUGGCCAUGAUCCACUUUGCUCCCUGGUACAGGAAUCCCAUGCGCCUUGAGCUCGCCGAGGAUCUCAAGCCUACCAUCAAUGCUCAAUAUGAUCUUCAGGUUCCGGUGAAUUGGGUUCGCCGCGAAGAGGCUGAGGCACGCUAUCUUAAUCGUGGGUUUGGCAAUAGCUAUGACUUCAACCAGACUGUAUAG